Molecule: messenger RNA, 2312 nt
Organism: Oryza brachyantha (malo sina)
Lineage: Eukaryota; Viridiplantae; Streptophyta; Magnoliopsida; Poales; Poaceae
Product: wall-associated receptor kinase 3-like
Exons: 3
Coding region: 1-2217 (738 amino acids)
Biological process (GO): protein phosphorylation; cell surface receptor signaling pathway
Cellular component (GO): plasma membrane
Molecular function (GO): protein serine/threonine kinase activity; ATP binding; calcium ion binding
Source: RefSeq, a predicted model, not a curated record
AUGGCGCCUUCACUUGUAAUCGCUGUGGCGAUGUUUCUCCAAGCCGCUACGAUGGCGGCAACCGCGCUUAGCCUAUCGCUGCUGGGCUGCCCGAGCUCGUGUGGCAGCAUGGUCAUCCCUUACCCGUUCGGCGUCGGCGAGGGCUGCCAUCUCGCCGGCUUCGCCGUCACCUGCAACCGCUCCUACCACCAACCGAAGCUCUUCCUCGGCGACGGCGGCGGCGCAACUGAGGUUCUUGAGAUAUCCAUCCUAAACUCCACGGUGGUCGUCAGCAGCGCCUUCGACGCCGCCAAAGGCGAGGAGGGCGCCUGGGGCCGCGGCCUCGGCGGCGCGUUCUACCUCCAGGAGCGGCGGAACCGGCUCGUCGUCGUGGGCUGCAACCUGCAGGCCGCCCUCCUGGACGACGACGACGACGGGCAGCGCGACAUCGUCGCCGCGUGCACCACCAUCUGCGGCACCCGGCCGGCCGGCCGGGCCGCGUCCUCCGACGACUCGUGCACCGGCGUUGGGUGCUGCCAAGCUUCCAUCUACCUAGGCCUCACGUCGUACAGCGUCCAGCUAUCACCCUUCGGCACACGCAGCACUGGGCCGCCGCCGACUACCACCUCCUCGCCUAACCUGUCGGCGGCUCUCGUGUUCAUCGCCGACAGCGAGUGGUUCGCCGGGAACGCCAGUAAGCUCGGAUCAUCAGCGCGGCAACCGGGCGGCGGCGGCGACAUGCCGGCGGUGCCGGCCGUGCUAGACUGGGCGAUCGGGAAGUCGGGGUGCCCGGCGAAUGGGUCGUCGGACACGGCCUGUCGCAGCAGCAACAGCUACUGCCGCAGCUCUACCAGCACCUCGCAUGGCGGCUACUCGUGUCGGUGCAGCAGCGGGUACCAGGGCAAUCCUUACGUUGCAGGUGUCAAGGUAGAUAUCGAUGAGUGCGCUAUGCUAGAAGAGCACCCCUGCUAUGGUGAAUGUACAAACAAGCCAGGAUCGUUUUCGUGCUCGUGUCCGGGUGGGACGCACGGUGAUGCUCUGAACGAAGGUGGAUGCGAACCAACGAUUCUGCUUGUGGUUAUAGGAGGCAGCAGCGGCGUAGGGAUUCCAUCUCUGUUUGUGAUUGCCAUGGCAGUAGCAUACAUACUCAAGGCACGGAAAGCCAAGAAACUGAGAGCCACAUUCUUCAAGCAGAACCGUGGAUUACUGCUGCAACAACUUGUUGACAAGGUGAUUGCUGAAAGGAUGAUGUUUACCUUGGAAGAGCUCGAGAAGGCCACAAACCGGUUUGACGAGACAAGGAAGCUCGGCAGUGGCGGCCAUGGCACUGUCUACAAAGGCAUCUUGCUAAACGGGGGCGCCGUUGCCAUCAAGGAAUCAAACAUGGCGGUGCGAAAGGAGAUCGACGAUUUCAUAAACGAGGUUGCCAUUCUUUCGCAAAUCAACCAUCGCAAUGUCGUGCAGCUAUUUGGAUGUUGUCUUGAAACACAGGUUCCACUGCUGGUGUACGAGUUCAUAUCAAACGGAACACUUUCGGACCAUCUUCACGUUGAAGGCCCCAAAUCCUUGUCAUGGAUGGAUAGAUUGAGGAUUGCUCUCGAAGCUGCAAGUGCUUUAGCUUAUUUACAUUCAUCCGCAUCCAUAUCAAUAAUUCACAGGGAUGUUAAGUCUGCCAACAUAUUACUUGAUAGUCACUUAACAGCAAAAGUAUCGGACUUUGGAGCCUCUAGGGGCAUUCCAGUUGAUCAAGCUGGUGUGACAACCACGAUCCAAGGCACGUUUGGAUAUCUAGAUCCUGAAUAUUACCAAACGGGUAGAUUGACGGACAAGAGUGACGUGUACAGCUUCGGUGUCAUAAUUGUGGAGAUGCUCACAAGGAAGAAACCUACUGUUUUUACAUCAUCGGACAAUGUCGGUCUGAUUGCACUUUUCAAUUUGCUGAUGAUACAUGAUAGCAUCUAUGAGAUAUUAGACCCUCAAGUAGUCACCGAGGGCAUGGAGAAUGUGAACGAAGUUGCGGCACUGGCAUCGGAAUGCCUAAGUUUGAAGGGGGAAGAGAGGCCAACAAUGAGGCAAGUGGAGGUAAGACUGGAAAGGAUGUUAGGCUCAAACAAAGACAGUCUACAAGGGCUUUCAGCUGAGCUGCACAGUCCACAAACUCAACUCAACAAUCGCAACACUACCGAGCUAUACAUCAUGGAACAGGAUUUCUUGCUAUCGGCAAGCUUUCCACGGUGAUCUUACCUCUCAAUGUCCUUACUGGUGGUGGUGUUUGAGGUAGCUGAGAUUGAAGUACUCUGUUAUCUGAUUGUUGUGAUAGCUAUUUAGGAAUA